Seriola dumerili (greater amberjack) is the source of this 1589-nucleotide messenger RNA. It is a transcript of the gene chp2, whose product is annotated as calcineurin B homologous protein 2-like. Bases 86 to 577 code for a protein of 163 amino acids. The record is from RefSeq and is a predicted model, not a curated record. NCBI's taxonomy places the organism in Eukaryota, Metazoa, Chordata, Actinopteri, Carangiformes, Carangidae. The transcript has 7 exons. Gene Ontology annotation, molecular function: calcium ion binding.
CCUGCUGGCAACUGGAGACAAGAGACCGCAGCUACAAGCCUUGGAGAAUUAAAACAAAAGUCAGCGCUGUGUUUUCUGCAGUAGGAUGGGCUCCAGCAGCUCCAGCAUCGACAACAUCCCCAAUGCCCAAGAGAUCAUGCAGGAAACUGGCUUCUCUGCUGCCCACCUCCUGCGUCUGUAUGAGAGGUUUCAAUUUCUGGACAAAGACCAGACAGGAGAGCUCAGGCCUGAGGAUUUCGAAGCUCUUCGGGAGUUGGCCAUGAACCCCAUUGGAGACAGGAUCAUCGGUGCCUUCUUCUCUCCAGGACAGGAAAGAGUGGACUUUCCCUCCUUUGUCCAGGUUCUGGCUCAUUUUCGUCCCACCGACACAAACCGAACCAGAGGAGGGACACAGCAGGAGCCAGCCAACAGCAGCACCAGGAAACUCAAAUUUGCCUUCCAAUUGUAUGAUCAAGACAGAGAUGGAAAGAUUUCCAGAGCAGAGCUUCUUGAGGUUUGUGCUGCGGGCGAUGCUGGGGUUGCAGGUGACAGAGGAGCAGCUGCAGAGCAUCGCAGAGCGAGCCAUCCAAGAGGCUGACCUGGACAAAGACAACGCCAUUUCCUUCGACGAGUUCAGAAAGUCUCUGGAGAAAGUGAACAUCGAUCACAAGAUGAGUAUUCGCUUCCUGAGAUAAAGAUGAAACCUGCUAAGACUUUGGGAUUUUCCUGUUUACACUGAAAAGAAGAUGAGAUGAAAAUUCAGUUGGAGACAUGAAGAGGAACCAACAGAGAGAAGCUGAUCAGAUGGAAUUAAACAGAUGCUAUUCUUUAGCAUGGUUACUGAAUAAGUCUAAUAUGCUGCUUCCAUUGGUUCAGACCAUUGGCAGCAGUAACACGUCCCUACAGGGCUUUUACCUCAAUGGAAAUGGAGGAUGAGGAGUUCAGAUGAAGGAAACUAAUGGAUGAGGUGGAUGGAGCAGGAACAAAUUCUCACCUAUCACCACAGAGACCUGGUAAUCAUUUCUUUAAGGGUAGGCAGUAACCUUUACAUAUAACAUAUAAACAGAUCAAUAAACAAUAAAUUCUGUUGAACAAAAGUACAAAACUUAUAAACAAGGGUUAAACUGUGAUGAGAAAACAAAAAUGAAGUAGUAAAGUAACAUUAGUAACAACAAUUUGCUUUUUCAACAAAAAAGAUCAGAUUUUCGAUUUGAUUAUCAUCAUCAUAUCAUCUAUAUACUAUGUAGCCAGAGUUGUUAGCUGGUUGGCUGUGACGCCUGCACAGUGGGAAUUGGAACUGGAACUGGAACUGGAUAACUGGAUGAACCUCCUACGUGAUUUGCCCUUCAGGUGAAGCUCAUUGGUGGACCUCAUGGACCCUGUUCUCCUGAAACUAAAUACAAGUGCAAAUGCAAGUGCAAACAAUUAAGAUAGACAUCAGGAGUAGUGCAACCCAAGCACACUAGAUGAAUAUGGAUUCUGCAAUAUGGCCAAUCACAUGAGUUAAUCUUGUCUUGCAGAUUGGACGUCAUGGUGUGUAUGACGCACAUCCACAAGAAUACAAGGAUUUGUGUAACUUAAAAUUCUUCAUCCGCCAUAUCUGUGAGGGG